Molecule: messenger RNA, 670 nt
Organism: Adineta steineri
Lineage: Eukaryota; Metazoa; Rotifera; Eurotatoria; Adinetida; Adinetidae
Source: the annotation of a GenBank genome assembly
AUGGACUGCAGAAAGUCUGGAUGGUCUUAUAUAUGGAUUUGGAGUUUACGUCGUGUGGAGCUCACUUCACUGAACCAAAAUCAGAUUACAAAUGGAAUUUCUAUUGAAUUAAAUGAAGAUAUGAUUGAACAAGUUUCAAUUCUAUUUAUUUAUUAUAUCAAAGCAUUUGAUCAUUCUGAACAUCACCAAGUAACAGAAUUAAAAAAGAUUAAAUAUGGAGAAAAUCGAAUAGAAAUUCGUGUAAAAGAACAAUUUCAUCUUCUCUUUAUUGAACUUUUAAAACAAAAUUAUUAUUUAAUUAUUAAACAAGAAACUUUUCAAAAAUUAAAUUAUAUUCAAAUGAAAUUAUCAUCAAAUCAACGAUGUGUUUCAACAGAUGAAUUAAUGAAUUCUUAUACUUAUCUUCAUCGUAUUAAAUAUUAUCCUCAUUUAUGUCGACAAAAUAAAGAAUUAAUGUGUUUUUAUGAUGAAACAUAUAUGUGUAUAUGUGAUCUUAAUCGAUUCUCAAAUUGUUUUAUCUUUAAUCAUUCAAUGACUUAUGAUUGUCAAGGUCAAAAUUAUUGUGAAAAUAAUGGUAAAUGUUUUCAAGAUAAUCCAAACCGUUCAUUUUCACAACAACCAAUGAUUAUCAAAAUAAGUAUAGGUAUAAUAAUAUUUAUGUUUAUUUUAG